Molecule: messenger RNA, 1827 nt
Organism: Dermacentor silvarum
Lineage: Eukaryota; Metazoa; Arthropoda; Arachnida; Ixodida; Ixodidae
Product: neurofilament medium polypeptide-like
Exons: 2
Coding region: 186-1208 (340 amino acids)
Source: RefSeq, a predicted model, not a curated record
UUCUAUGAUUACAUCUUUUCUUGGACAACACUCAGGUCGCUCCCGGUGGUGAACAGCCACUCGCUGAAGAAAGAGGCGCCCAGCCCAGGGAGGAAGGCUACAGACAAAGCGAUAACGUUCCUGGGCCAGAACUUGCACGUCAGGAAAAAUUGAAAGAACACGGAGAACUUCUGUCCGAGCAACCGAUGUUUCAAGGUGCCGAUAUGUCUGGAGCUUUAUCUCUCGCUGUACCUGAUCACGUGGUCGCAGACGGUGCCAGGCUGCCUGAGGCUGCAGAAGAAAAAAAGGAAGUCGGGCAAGAGCAUGUGCAGGUCACUUCGGCUUCCAAGAAACCUCGACUUAGUGUACAGGCAAUGCUCUUUCAAAAUAUUGCCCUGCCGAUUUCUCCUACCGACGGAGGUGUACUAAGCGACAUGUUCAUCCGGGUGUCCGGGGCACCGAAUCCCGCAUUGACGGGACAACGCGAAGAAGUUGCAGGCACAGAGUUGGGGGUUGGACUCGGAGAAUUGAAAGAUGUGACAGGCAAAGGCAAGGAAGCUUCGGUCAAGGAAAUGCAAGGACAGCAAGGAUUGCGGGAACCUGGCGAACCGAAGCCGACGGAGCCGCUCGCAGCGGGUCGUGGAGGACAACGUCCUGGUCGGGCAUCACCAAAACCAGCAUCCAGUCCAAAAAGCAUAACGGCGGGGUCUUCAAAGCCUCAUCGGGCUAAACAGUCCAAGCACAAACAUGCGGCGGGCAAAAAUCCGGAUCAGCGCCGCAAGCAAGCGCUAUAUAAGCCCACGGGGGCUUUAGUUCCUGUUGACAUUGACGCACCGCCUACAAGGGUGCCACCAAACACCGAGAAUCUUCAGCAAGGAGUUCAAAGUGCGGCUGACUCCGCCAGUGUGGCUCAAGAACAUAUUCCAGAGGCUACGAAAGCUAAGCGAAAAAGCGUCGGACAAGACAAUGAAACGCCCUCUAAAAGGUCUUCCAAGUCACUGGACUCUGCUGGGAAAGCGUCGACGGUCCGCGUGCCAGCUUCACACGUGGAGGAGAAACCACAAGGGAGAACUGUCAUCGGGACGGAAGUGCCACGUGCAACUUCCGGUAAUCAGCAAGUGCAUCUGGCGAGAGUUGAUCUGACUGCAGAAAAGGAAUCCAAGCAGAAGCGCCAGAAAAAGGAGAAAAAGCAGAAGAAGGGAAGGAGCCGAGCCAUUUCUCCAUCGUAACCCAGCUCAUCUAACGUAGGGUCCCAGUGCGUAGCCUAAUCCGCCCAAGAAGUGACACCUUCGUGUCCUAUUUGUGUUGCCGUGGCACUCUGGAUGCCCUGUGAGGUAGUAGGGUCAAGCAAUAUACGGUCCCGAGAAGAGAGCCGAUAUUUUUGUGCGUACAUGCUUGAUGAUCCGCUGCCACAAUAAGAGAAAUAUUGGGAAGCCAAUAGAUUGCCAUCUGUCUAUCUCUGUUGCGAUUCAUAAACAAAACCUCACAGUGCUCUGUACUGCAGCUGUACUUUUUUUUCAGCUGUAGAAGAAAAUUCUCGAGCAGAAUCCGCCUUUGGUUUUCAUUGCAUUUUGAAACAUACUGGGUGUCACAAAAGUAACUGGACAGUGAGAAAAAAAAUUGUGAUCAGACUUGUGAAUGACACCGCAGUUUCACAUGCGAUAUGAUAGCGCUAGACCUGUAGCUCGUCUGAUAACGUCUGUGGGUGCACUCAAAGAACGGGUGCACAACAAUUAUUGCACACUGCAGGCUCUGCAGACACCCAUUACCCACCAUAAAGCAGAUAAGUCCUGCAAACCUCUACCAAAUCUUCAAAAAUAUGCAACCGCGUGUGCAGACAUGUAUUAA